Rotaria sordida is the source of this 852-nucleotide messenger RNA. The record is from the annotation of a GenBank genome assembly. NCBI's taxonomy places the organism in Eukaryota, Metazoa, Rotifera, Eurotatoria, Philodinida, Philodinidae.
AUGUCUAAUAGAAAGAUAAGAACAAAAGUACCACCAUUUUAUAGUGUACAUGAUGAUACUUUUUAUCAUGGUCCAGCAUGGGUAAUUAAACCAAAAAUAUUUCAAUCAAAAGAAAAAUUUAUACAAAAACCUGGUCCUGGUUAUUAUCAUAUACCAGAUAGAUCUAUCUAUAUUCGACCAGGUAAAACAAUCGGUAGUCGAUAUGAAACAACUCCACCUAUAUCAACUAAUUUAUUAGCACAUUAUAAUCCUAAUGAUCAAUAUAUAUCAAAUGCUAAAAUGCCUGCAAUAUCUAUUACACCACGUCGAAUAGAAUAUAAAAAUAAAUCUAAUUAUUCGGGACAAUUUUAUUUACCAUCAGAUUCAAUGUAUCAUCGUCGAGCUCCUCUUAUUCGAUCUUUAUAUGGUCAAAUAAUUUCACGAAAACCUUUACAUAAUAAAUCUCUAUCAAUUUCACCUGGUCCAGCUGCUUAUCCAAUGUAUAAAUUUGAUGAAGAUAUUUUAUCACGAUCACAACCUGGUUUUACACAAAAACAUCGUUUUUCAUCUGAUCGAAUAAAAUUUAGUUUAAGUAAUAAUGUACCAUUUUAUUAUUCAAAUAAAAUUGAUCGUCAUCGAUUACCUUUGUUUACUAUUGGCAAACGUCUGUCUACAUCGAAAAAAAUCAAUUCAUGUGCACCACCUUAUUAUAAAUCAUUCGAUGACAAUAAGUUAUGCUCAAGUAUUAUACAACCAGGUGUAACAUUAAAAGGACGUUGGAAUCCAUUUAUCUAUAAUGGUAUUAACCACAUACCAAAAACUAUAAUUAAACUUACUCAACAUCAUCCAAUAGUAACCGAACAAAAACAUUAA